UGCGCCACCCUCAUGAGAUGAAGAUCAUCAAAUCAUCAGAAGUAAAAUUAUCGUUCAGUUUCGUCCAAUCUUGUACAAUACCAUUUGGCUUUUACCCGCUUUGACGAAAAGAGUGCACAGUUACUAACUUUCGUAUUUUCAUAUUAACUGUGUUACGUUAAAGUUUACCGUUCAUGCCUAGUGGUCGAGUGAGAGUAGUUAUGUAGUGAAGCUCACUUUAAACCUUGUUUUAUAUUUGGAGAUAUCAAGCCCUUAUUAUUUUUUCCCUAGUCUUUAAUUAUCAUCUGACCGUUAGUAAAGUUCAUACUUUACUUUAGCAGCUUCAAAGAAACCUGUAAACCAAAGUGAACUGUUGCAGACUAGACAAUCCUUACCUGUGUGGAAACAUAAGGAUGUAUUGAUUGAUACUAUUAUGAAAAGUGAACAUUGUGUUAUUGUUGGGUCAACAGGGUCUGGUAAAACUACCCAGAUUCCUCAGUUUUUAUAUGAAAAGAAUUUAACCAAUGGGGGGAUUAUUGCAAUAACUCAGCCUAGGCGUGUCGCUGCUAUAAGUGUUGCACUACGUGUUGCAGAUGAAAUGGAUCGUGGUCCUGUUGGCAUCGGACCAGUUGGUUAUAGUGUAAGAUUUGAAGAUAUGUCAAGUGAAAAGUCCACACAUUUAAAAUAUAUGACUGAUGGUAUGCUAUUACGUGAAGCUAUCCUAGAUCCUAAUCUCUCACGUUAUCGUUUUAUUAUCUUGGAUGAAGCUCAUGAACGCAGUUUGAAUACUGAUAUAUUAUUCGGAGUAGUUUUAUCCGCGGCGAAAAGACGUUCAAAACUUAACUCUCUUCAACAAAAUCUUAAUAAUACCCUUCUGCCUAGUAAAUUAAAUGGUAUAAGGAAAGACAUUCAACAUAACAAAAAGUUCCUUCCUUUGUUAAAGAUCAUUGUUAUGUCAGCUACAAUCGAUCCAACGCCUUUUUUAAAUUUCCUUGGCCCAGAUCAUACUCAAGUUGUAUACAUAGAAGGUCGACGGCAUCCUAUAAAGAUCUUGAAUGUUUCUCAGUCUUUAACAGAUUAUGUGGCGGAUGCAGCUUCUGUUUGUAUUCGGAUUCACAAUUCAAAGAAUUCUCCUUUAGACCGUGGUAUUUUAAUUUUUCUAACUGGUGAAGAAGAGAUUAUGCGAUGUUGUUCCUUAAUCAAACAAUUAUCUCAUUCAACAAAUAUUGAUCAAAUAGAUUCAACUAAAAAUAGACUUGUAGUAUUUCCACUUUUCUCAUCAUUACCUCAGAUCCAACAGUUGAAAGCAUUAAAUUUUUGUGAUAAUAAUGCGCGUAAAGUGAUUGUCAGUACAAAUUUAGCAGAAACAUCCAUCACUAUCCCAGGUGUACGUUAUGUGAUAGAUUGUGGGCGCGCAAAAAUAAAAGACUGGGAUCCUAAAACCGGGUUUGAAUGUCUUCGUGUUCAAUGGAUUUCCAAAGGACAAGCAUGGCAGCGUUCAGGUCGUGCUGGACGUGAGGCAGCAGGUGUUUGUCUUCGAUUAUAUACUGAUUCAGAAUAUAAAAAUAUGCCACUUCAACCUAGACCGCAAAUGUUGCAAGCUCCACUUAGUGGAGUUUUACUGAACCUUGUAUCUAUGAAUAUAAAGAAUCCUACCCAAUUUCCAUGGCUAUCUUCGCCUAAACCGUCCUCUAUUGAAGCUGGGAUCAAACUACUUCUUCAGUUAGGUGCUGUUGUAGUGGAUGAUGAUGAAGUAGAACCGUUAUCUUCCAAAUGCGUUCAAGAGGCAAUAACUAGCACGGAUUCAAAUAAAUUAAAUGAUUCUGUAAAAAUUCCCUACCCACUCUCUCUAACAGUUCUUGGACGACUUAUGUCAGCUUUCCCAUUGGAGCCAAGAUUUUCCAGAACAUUGAUUUCUGCCGCUUAUUUAGGUUGUCUAAUCGAAAUACUAAGUAUUAUAAGUAUGCUUUAUGUUUGUCCUGUGUUUUAUGUGCCAGUUGAGAAACGCAAUGAAUUUUCAGAUGUUCAGUCUCGGUUUCGUCAUCCAUCUGGUGACCUCGUCAGCCUUCUUUUAGUUUAUCGUGGAUUUAUUAAAGCUACUAAAGAUGCUCGUUCAGAGAAAUCAGUCAAUUCGAAAAAUUCUCAAUCAAAUAUAGAUUCUUCUACACAGUCUCCGUCAAAAUGUAAAUUGUCCAAGCGUAAUUCAAAGCUUCAAUGGUGUCGUGCUAAUUUUAUAAACAGAUCUCGUCUAGAAACAGCUGUACGUGUACGUGGUCAACUAAAACAGAUUACCCAAAGUACAGGAUUGACUAAUUAUAUGCAUUCAUGUGGAACAAAUGUAGAAAAAAUUGUGCAAGCCUUUCUUUUGUCAGGUUUUCAAGACCAGGUUGUAAUUCUUUCUGAAUUGUCAAAAAUGUACAAAGGUGAUACUCAACGAUUGAUUAAAAACUCUCGGCAUCCCGUAUAUGUACAAAAUAAAACCAUCAAUUUGUCAACAAAUUCACCUCAGGAAUUGUUGAUUCAUCCAGAAUCGCAAUUAUACACAUCUUCAUUGAAUAAUCCACCUCCAUGUUUACUCUUCAUUGAAGCUGUGACAAGUAGUGAAUACAAAUUUCAAUGUAACAAUCCAAUUGAACAAAAUGAUCGUGUAUUUAUGCGACAUGUCUCGAUAAUUGAUCAGUCAUGGUUAUCACUUACAGAAAAUAUACCGAAAUCAAUAUUGAUCAAUUGUCCGUCAAAUCAAACAAAUAGAAAUUUCCCAUUAAAAAUGAAAAUAACUUCAUCUGACUUUGAACAGCCGCCUUCUAACAAAAAGCGUCGAACUAUUCAUAAUAAUAACGAUAAUAAUAAUAAUAAUGGUAAUGACAAUAAUACUAAUAAUGAAUUGACACCGUUACAACCGACUUUAAAGUAUAUAGCUCCCAAUAAUAGUAACGAUAACAGUAGUAGUACAAAUAUUCGUAUGAACAAUACUUCAUCAACAAAUUGUAAUGGAAUAAUAAGAUCUGAGCAUAUCAAUCGGCUAUCUGAAAAUAUGUGCACACAAUUAAGUCGUAGCCAAAAACGGCGCCUCGCCAAACGUCGAAAACGAUGUUUAACUCUCCCACUUGUAAAUAAUGAUGAUAAUAAUACAAAUUAAAGUUGGUUGCAUAUGUAUUUUUAUGUAUAUGUGAUUGUUCAGUACUCUUUCAUUUUCUUCUCUCCUUUCAGAUCCUUUUGUAUAUUUACCUACGAUGUUUUUUUUUUACUUUUUCUCUUUACAUAUUUAUGCAUUCAAGAUUAUCUACCGAAAAUUCAAUAAACAACAAUGAUUUUGCUUAACACAUUCAUAGAUUAGAACAAUAUUAUUGAGUCAUUCUGCACAUAUUAUGCACCGAGUUCGUUUAUAUUUUCUUAUCAC
Schistosoma bovis is the source of this 3379-nucleotide messenger RNA. Lineage: Eukaryota; Metazoa; Platyhelminthes; Trematoda; Strigeidida; Schistosomatidae. The record is from the annotation of a GenBank genome assembly.